Messenger RNA from Trichobilharzia regenti, 3184 nucleotides. NCBI's taxonomy places the organism in Eukaryota, Metazoa, Platyhelminthes, Trematoda, Strigeidida, Schistosomatidae. The record is from the annotation of a GenBank genome assembly.
UGUAUUCGUAUGGAACGUUUCAGAUAUCUUUGGCGGUAAAAUAAUGUUUUGAUGGAAAGAAAGGGUAGGAAGGAUCAUGAAGCAUGGGGCGUUAGAAUGGUUUCUGGAGUAGAGUGCUUGUGCAAGGUUAGAGUAUUCGUUGCUCCUGAUCUGCCAGCUUUGGAAACGUCGAACUCGUCUGAUUACGAGUAUGACUUUCUUUACGAAAGGCAAGUGGUUGCUGAUCACGAGGAGUUUUUAAAAUCAAAAAAGCAUUUAGAUCAGACAGCACCAACACCAGUUUGUGAGGCUCCGUCAGUUCAACCAAAUGUGCCAUCAGAAAACAACAGCCGGAAAGUAGUGGAGUUAUCGUCUCGUCCUCAUGUCUCCGACUCACAGUCAUUUUCUUCAUGUGAUUUGCGCCCAUUAUCACUUUCUUCGGCGCCUCCACCACCUGCUGCCGCAAGCCAUCUUGUAUCUGGGCAAAUUUUGCUUCCCAGCAUCCUGGAUGGAAACCUUAACCAACUCCCUCCCCCUCAUAUAUCAGAACAAGUGGGACUCCAAGACAGUCAACAUACUGGUCCUAGUUCAGAAUUUAACUGUGCUCCUCGUGCUUCCGCCAGUUCUUCAGCCUGUACAUAUCUGAAAGAUUUUGAUAAUGGAGCUGAUGAUCCAUUUGCAAUGACUGAACUGAAAACAAUCAAUGAGCUUGAGGAGUUGAAGAAAAUUCUUUGUGAUUCAUUUACUGGUGGUUCUGGUGUGCCGUCAUCAUCAUCAUCAUCAGCAGUAGUAGCAGAUAUGCUGGCAGGCAAAGAUACCGUGUCUGCAUGCAAUGAAAAACCUCAUCCGACGAAUGAUUUAGAGGUGCAGUCUUCUGUAAAUUCAGACAAUUUGAGUUAUUCCUCUUUUUUCAGUUCUGAUAAAACGUUAACAAUUGAUAGAUCUCCUGAAACAAUCUUUGUACAACCUAAGAGUUACUCUCAAUCUCAUCUCAGAAGUAUUCAGUCAAAUACUGAGCUUAAUUCUGGAAAAUAUCUACAUGAUGAAGCUAUUUUAAAUGUUACACCCAAUAAUCUUUUAUUAGAGUCCACAAAGUUGAGUCAUAAGAAAACGGAAAUAUCUACAGCAGGCUUAAAUUCAAGUUUCUCACAAAAUAUAAAGCUGAACGCAUUACCUCAACGGCCACAAUCAUGCAGUGGUGGAGGAAGAAUUUGCGGACAGAGAAGUCUUCUCAGCACAACAAAACAUCGAAAUACUGCCUCUUUUACUGGAAAUACUGACAUAAGUCUUCACGAUUUGAAACUUGAAGAGAAUCUGCUGUCAUGGGCAACAAGCUCUGGAUUUUCGCAUUCUCAUGCACGGCGUCUUUUAGAGUUGGGUAUGAAAAAACGAGUAUUUACAUAUGAAAAUCUUGAACAGAAUAAAUUGAUUUUAUUAAAUCUUCUGCAUACAUUCAAUAAGCUGUUGACUAAUUUCUCCAGUAGUGGCAGCAGCAGUAGUAGUCCAAGUUCUCAUCGACUCUCUGAAGAAUCAGCUCUUGUAAUCACUUUGACUUUUCCAAAUGAUUUAUCCAAGUGAUUCUACUGCUGAGGUAGGGAGCGUUGUCUCAACUACAGGCAGUUGGAACGGACGAGGAUGUCAAAUCGAGCGAGAAUCGGGAACUCGAGAAACAUAUUCAUCAACCUGAAACCAAUCUGGAAAACGAAUCUCGUCACUCAGCAUCAACAACAAAAUUCAGUCGGAUUUUCAAUACAAACGUCAAGUCAGUCAGUUCUUCUAUACGGAUCAGAAACUUGGCGGGCGGGUUACAAAGAAUAUUUCCAAUAGGCUAUUGCAGACCUUUAUCAACAACUAACUGUUUUCGCUCUAUACUGAAGAUCAGAUGGUCGGGCCGGAAAGAAUCAUCAACAAGAAACUAUGGGAACAACCAAACAAAACAAGAACCAAUCGCCAAUCAACAAAUAUGCAGGAGAAAGUGGAGAUGGAUCGGACGCUGGCUGAGCAGACCGCUGGGUGACAUCAUGCGCGCGUCAGACCAUUACUCGAGUGGAACCCAAAAAUGAAGCAGGUGGCGAGUGGGAUGUCGGUGCAGGGGUCACAUGGAGGAGAUCGUGUGAAGAGAAGUUGAAAGAGUAUGGACUAACAUGGAUGCAGGUGAAAAGUACAGGAGAAGACAGAAACAAGUGGAGACGUGCAGUUGAAGACCUAUGUUCCACUAGGAACCCAAGGGAACAAUAAUCAUAAUAAUAAUUUGAACCUGUCUGCACAACAAUUAGCUCGACUUGUAAUCUAUUUAGAAGAGAAUGGUUUUUCACAAGACAUUAUUUUAUAUUAUAUUCAAAAUCCGCAUUCUAUUGAAAAUGCAGCAUUGGCUAAACUGCUUAACAGCUUAAUCCAGCGCACAAAUUCUGGUCAUCAAGUGAACAAUCGUUAAAUUCAUUUUUUUCUACACCACAUCAUGAAGUAUGAAAGAAAGAAAGUCUACAGACGAUAAGUAACUCGUCGUUGUUGGCGUAUUGUGAUGACAUGACAACACUACACAAAGAUUAUCUAUCUCGGUUUUUCUUUUUAAAAGGAAAAAUUUUCCGCUCAAUUUCUUUAUUUUCAUCAAUGUUAUAUUUCACCUCAUUAUCUUCAAGGAAGGAAGGAAGGAAUGUAUAUAUAUUCGUGUAUUCAUUCCUCAAAUGUAUAGAAUAUAAUUUUAACACUAAUAAAGGCAAAAUAAACUUUAUGCCUCUUUUUUUUUAAAACUCUUCUUGACGUUUUUCUUCUCUUAAACACUUGCAUACCUCAGGUUUAUGUGUAUUUAGAGAACAAGAUAAACAAUAAAGUGGGUGGUGCAUAGUUACAAUAAUCGAUUAUGCCUAACCUAACAUGGACAACAAUCUAUGAUCCUUUUUACUUGGUUUUCCAAUUGCCUUAUUGUAAUUUUCUGCAAGUUUAUAUAUUGUACUGAGAGUAUUCUAGAAGAUAAUUAGUCACAGCCUGUUUAUAUACAUAUAUAUAGUUCAUGAUUCAACAGUCCUUUCUAUUUUGUUUUAGUUGACUUACUUAUGUGUUCUCAUUAUCACAGCGAAAAUAAAAGUUGUCUCGUGUGGAAAAUAGUGUUUAUGUUUUUCUUUUAUGUUGCUUGUUACUUUGUUAUCGCCCCCUCCUAUAUAUACACUAGACUGGCGUUCAGUUCAACUUUUUGGCGAGGGCACGA